AUUUUCACAGUUGACGUCGAGAGAUGCUCCUGUGAGUUUAGUUGUGCUCGAUAAUUCCGUGGUGUAGAGUCGCAAAUAGUGGAAAAUUGUUCUCAUUUCUCCCAAUUUGUUCGCAUGGUGCAACAUUGCAUUGUGCUGUCUAUUGUUUUUGCGUCAAUAGAUUCUAUAGUGUGUGUGUGUGGUUUGUACAUAGUGAGUGGUGAAAAAAGUUUGGCUAUUUAAUGACUAAUAAAAUCGUGUGGAUUUUAUUGAUUUACACUUGCGAUCCUUGUAAGAAAAGUUGAUAAAUAAAACUAGAAAUUUCUUAUGAAAACACCCUGUAAAUAGCAUCUGGGCAAUAAUAUCGAGUAUGAAUUCGUGCAUAAAUAUCGCGUGACUGUAAUAAAAAUUUUGUGGCACUUGGAAGUCAUUAUUUCUUUUUACUCAAUGAAAAGUUGCAAGUGGCUGUGAUUUCUUCCUUCAUAGAUUGCAUAGAUUCGCGAGGAAAACUGUGAAUAUUAUUGUGUACAAGAAGAAUGUCUCCAACGCACGUCAGUGCUUUUCAUACAUCAUCAAUAGACAAUGAAGUCUCAAUCCGGUAUCAAGCUUUGGGAAAAAAUCCCAGUUGGUGGAGGCGCCGAACUGCGUUGGAGAGGGCACUGACUUUGAUCAGUGUUGUUGCCGGGAUCGCGAUAUUGGCAUUAAUAAUCGCCCUCGUGUCUUUGGCUCUAGCAGACAGCAGACGUGAAAAUGCCAUAGAAAAAACCACCGCAGAAGCACUAGAGGGUAAUCCAGGAAUGCUCGAGGAUGAACACAAGCAGUCUCCCAACCAUGUCAGCCACAAGAAUCAAGAAGAUGUUUGCUUAACACCCGGUUGCAUUCACACGGCUUCGCGUGUUCUGGACGCCAUGGACCCGGAAAUUGAACCAUGCGAUGACUUCUACACGUUCGCCUGCGGAACUUUCCUGAAGGAAACCAAUAUUCCGGAUGAGAAGGUGUCAGUGAACACUUUCUCGACCAUCGGCGAUCGUCUUCAGGAGCAGUUGAGGACGCUUGUGAGCGAAGAAUCAGCGUCAAAUGAGGCCAAGCCGUUCCGGUUGGCGAAAGAUUUCUUCAAAGCCUGCAUGAACAAAACUCUGAUCGAAGAAAGAGGCCUGAAGCCACUUGAAGGUAUUAUGGAUGCCCUGGGCGGAUGGCCAGCGGUUCGUGGCGAUACCUGGGAUGAGAAAUCCUGGUCAUGGGUGGAAGCUGUAAAGAAGUUCCGCAAGUACGGAUACAGUGUGGACUACAUUCUGGACUUUAGUGUGGGAAUCGAUCUGAAGAAAUCGACCCAGAGGACAAUUGAUUUGGAUCAAUCUGCUCUGGGAUUAAGUCGCGAAUACCUGAUUAAGGGACUGGAUGAUAAGAUUGUUCAGGCCUAUUACAGCUACAUGGUGGAUCUGGCGGUGAUUUAUGGCGCGGAAAGAUCACGAGCGGAGAAGGAAUUGAACGAGUCACUGGCGUUUGAAAUUAAAUUAGCUAAUAUAUCAUUGCCGAAUGAGAAGAGACGCAAUGCAACAACACUCUACAAUCCAAUGACUAUUGCGGAAGUUCAGAAGGCGUACAACUAUAUUGAUUGGCUGGAUUACAUCAAUGCCAUCCUUCCGGAAAGUCUGAAGGUCGCGGAGAAGGAGACGAUUAUCAUCAGCGUCCCCAGUUUCUUCAAGGACUUGGAAGCGGUUCUCAAAGAGACGCCAAAGAGGACUAUCGCCAAUUACAUGAUGUGGCGAGUUUCGGCCUUCUCGUCCUUCUUCCUCACAGAAGAACUGCGCAAGAGGCAACUCGUGUACAGCACGGCCAUCAGCGGCAAACAGGAGCAGGAGCCGAGGUGGAAGGAGUGCGUGGACAUGACGAGUGGCAGGGAAGAUGAUGACGAUGAUAUUGAGACUGGCCUCCCGAUUUCCGUGGGUGCUUUGUAUGUUCGCAAGCACUUCCGAGAGGACGCCAAGAAAACCGCCUUGGAGAUGGUCAACGGCAUUCGCUCGGAGUUCCAGAAAAUCCUCACCACGGUGCCAUGGAUGGACGACAAGACAAGGAAGGCGGCAUUGGCAAAGGCCAAGGCUAUGACCACCCACAUUGGGUACCCUGAUGAGAUUAUGGACAACAGCAAAUUGGAAGAGUACUACAAGGAUCUGAAAAUUGAUCCGGCGAAGUACUUGGAAUCCGUGCUGGCCAUGAAUGUCUUCGGAACGGACUAUGCCUUCAACAAGCUGAGGCAGCCCGUGAACAAGACCGACUGGGUGACUCAUGCUCGUCCUGCCAUCGUCAAUGCUUUCUACUCAUCCAUCGAGAAUAGUAUUCAAUUCCCAGCAGGAAUCCUCCAGGGUCAAUUCUUCUCGGCCGAUCGUCCUCGCUACAUGAAUUAUGGUGCUAUUGGAUUCGUGAUUGGCCACGAAAUCACUCACGGCUUCGACGAUCAGGGACGUCAGUUUGACCUGGACGGCAAUCUCGUGGACUGGUGGGAGCCCGACACCAAGAAGGCGUACUUGGAGAAGGCGUCCUGCAUCAUUGACCAGUACGGCAACUACACCGAGCCUUCCACAACACUGCAGCUCAAUGGAAUCAACACACAAGGGGAGAACAUUGCGGACAAUGGAGGCAUCAAGGAGUCAUAUCUGGCCUAUCAGAAGUGGGUCGAGAAGAACGGACCGGAACUCAAGCUUCCCGGACUCGAUUACACACCACAGCAGAUGUUCUGGAUCUCUGCAGCUCAGACUUGGUGUUCCGUGUAUCGCCCAGAGUCGAUGAAGAUGAGAAUCACCACGGGCGUCCACUCUCCCGCCCAAUUCCGCGUCCUCGGACCACUGAGCAAUAUGCGAGACUUCGCGAAAGACUUCAGUUGCCCAGACGGAUCUCCAAUGAAUCCCACCCACAAGUGUGAAGUGUGGUGAAUAAAUUCCUAAUUAAUACAAGAUGAUAUAUAAA
Messenger RNA from Phlebotomus argentipes, 2943 nucleotides. It is a transcript of the gene Nep2, whose product is annotated as neprilysin-2. The record is from RefSeq and is a predicted model, not a curated record. Gene Ontology annotation, biological process: protein processing. Gene Ontology annotation, cellular component: plasma membrane. Bases 516 to 2909 code for a protein of 797 amino acids. The transcript has 13 exons. Lineage: Eukaryota; Metazoa; Arthropoda; Insecta; Diptera; Psychodidae. Gene Ontology annotation, molecular function: metalloendopeptidase activity.